GGAUCAAUGCUUGAGAUCUCCUUCGACGCCAGUCGAGUGUAUCUUUACUGCGUAGUUGUUCCGAAAUUUGUGACAAACAUAUAAUUAUUUAUGUUGUGUAUUUUAAAUAAAAUAUCGUCGUUGAAAAGAAAAAAUCUGUGAAAUCCAGAAAACCCUGCUCAUCGAUUAAUUUCAUUAUUAAGCAUCGAGACUCUUCUUCGCAAGAACGAUAAAGAGAACGCUUUAUUAAGUCCUCAAGAAGUCCGAGUGAUCAAGAAUAAUACUGAACUGUAUCAAAACAUGGCGCAUCAAGAACGGGACCCACAAGACAAAUACAGCUCCAAAGAGGAUCAUGCCGUGGAAACUGUGAAAACGACGGACAAUCGGCAGUUCGAAAUGGAGAAAGGCAUGCCUUGGCAACGAAUAGAUCCUACCGACAAGAAUCUCUCCAAGCAAAUGUUUCUGUAUUUGACUCAUAAGGAGUUGACCAAUAAAAUUGAGGAUCUAACUGUGAAAGAAUCGCAUGCUUGCCAGAAACAAUGUUGGGAUGUAGCGCUUAGACUGAGGGAUAUGAGAAACAGAUUGGAAUUGCUUCGUGAGAAAAAGCUGUACAGCGUUGAUAAUUUUAUUUUUGAUGAAAAGACGAAGAAACUAGCAUUGAUGAACAUUGAUAAAAGAGAGAACGAACUUGCUAAACGCGAGGAUGCUUGUACGGAUUCAACGAUGUACAGCGAGGAUGCCAAAACACUGUGGAAGAAAUGGGUGCACGAAGAUGAAAGAUUCGUGGUCGAAGAUGCGCGACUGCGGAGGGAGAAGUUGAUGAACAUUUUUGAGAAAGCAUGGCAGGCUCUUGCUAUCCAUGACAAGGAACGAAUUACUCGAUCAUAUCAGAGUGUGAUACACGAUGCUAUUGUCCAAGAAGAACAUAAACUCAUGACUUCCCUCAACGCGGCUAAAGCAAAAUCUUCGCCGUGAAAUAAGUCCUAGAUCCAUGUUUCGUUAAUUUGUAGGCCUGAUUAUAUUGUACCAAGCUUAACAGUAGUUUGCAUUUGAAUUUUUUGAAUUGUGUCGAAUUUCGUCGCCAAUAUUCUAUGCUGUUUAGGUGUGUUACAAUGUACUGAAUUUUAAAUGUAUUGCAUUUAGCACAUAAUAUUGCACGCUAAUAAAGACUCAUCAUAGUCUAUAAUUAUAUCGGUACUACAAUUUAAUGAAUAGGUGAUAUCGAAGCCAUUCCAGAUUAAUAAUUAAUCAACUAAUCUAUAUUGUAUUAAUGUUUGAGAUGCUUAAACACGCAAUUAAAAUACCACUCCAAUGUUGUUCACACUUGUAAAAAUUAUACUCGAUCGAUGAAAGUAAUCUGUAUUUUUUUUAUUUAUCAUUUUGAGCUUGUUAUUUUAGUAGUAUUUGUACUGGCAAUAUCACGGUAUUGUUUCUGAUGCUAUUAUAGCUUUUUCAGUGAUUGCCGUGUCCAAGAUUCGGUUAUGUCAUAACUGUUUAAAACCAUACUUCAACGAUGAGGUCACUGUACGUUGCAUUAUUGACGAAAUAAAGUGAUUACUGUGGAAA
Osmia lignaria (orchard mason bee) is the source of this 1545-nucleotide messenger RNA. RefSeq lists its product as uncharacterized. NCBI's taxonomy places the organism in Eukaryota, Metazoa, Arthropoda, Insecta, Hymenoptera, Megachilidae. The record is from RefSeq and is a predicted model, not a curated record.